Thalassophryne amazonica is the source of this 4492-nucleotide messenger RNA. Its product is annotated as synaptopodin 2-like protein. Lineage: Eukaryota; Metazoa; Chordata; Actinopteri; Batrachoidiformes; Batrachoididae. Gene Ontology annotation, molecular function: actin binding. Gene Ontology annotation, cellular component: nucleus; actin cytoskeleton; Z disc. Gene Ontology annotation, biological process: positive regulation of actin filament bundle assembly. The record is from RefSeq and is a predicted model, not a curated record.
CCCCCUGUCUCCCUAAUGGGUGGAGCACUUUGCCCUGUGAUACCCGGCAGCAGGCAAAGCUGAAGUAGUCCCACGCUGAAGGAGGAUAAAACAGUCUGCACCCGUGCUGAUCGCAUACAACCGGAAGCUUGUGAGCGGAAAACCGGGAUGGUAGCAGAGGAGAUUGUGGUCUCGCUGUCAGGUGGAGCACCGUGGGGCUUCAGACUGCAGGGAGCAGAGCAACACAAACCAAUACAGGUGGCCAAGGUGCGCAGGCGCAGCAAAGCGUGCAGAGCCGGCCUGAAAGAGCAGGAUGAGCUGGUUACCAUCAACGACCAAACGUGUGCAGAUCUGAGUCACGCUCAAGCCAUGAGCCUCAUAGAUACACAGAGCGCAACACUCAGCCUGAGGGUCAGGAGAGCCUCCUCUGGAGUCCACUCUUCAUCUUACUGCGCAUCACCCCGCUCCCUGGAUAGGGUCCUGUCUCCCCCUGUGGCCUCCUUGCCCUCCCAUUGCUCCUCCACCAUGUCUAACACAGAGGUGCUCGGGGGCAUCACCUCACCGCCGGAUAGCGAGGCUUACGAUGGGGAGACAGACAGCGACGCAGACACACAGGCACACACACACCGACGAUACCGACGCACCCCUCCUCAUGCACGCUCCCCCGCGCGCUAUGACAACCACGAUGAAGAGACUUCAGAGAUGAGCGGGUAUGAGAGUGCCACAGAUGCAGCUGCAUCCAUGCAGGAGCAGUGGAACCAGCAGUAUCCUUCUGGCAUCCAGCAAAGAGAGUUCAUCUAUCAGCCCCGGAAGACAGAGUGGACCACCUCAACGUACUCUCCAACCCCUUACAUGUUCACCCCACCAUCUGAUCAGGGUUUGGUGGAAAGGGAAGGAGAGGGUGACAGUGGCUUCCAGGAGGCCGGGGGCUGCAUAGAGCUGACUUGCCCACCGUUGGUGUCUCCUGAACGGGCCAAAGAGGCUUUGUUGCUGGGAUCUGGUAAACAGCUGGUACCCAUGGUGGGACCGCAGCAGAACCCUGUCAGCGAUGAGCUCUCCACCACCUACAGAGACAAGGCUAGGCAAGCAAAGUUGCAGCGUGGGGAGAGUUUGGUGGAGAAGCAGGUGAAGGAGGCUCGUACUAAAUGCCGUUCUAUUGCUUCGUUGCUGACAGAUGCUCCCAACCCCAACUCUAAAGGGGUGCUUAUGUUCAAGAAACGUCGGCAGAGGGCUAAGAAAUACACACUGACGUGCUUUGGCAAAGCUGAGGGAGACAGAGGAGGGGAGACAGGAGGAGAAACAGAGGAGGAAGGAGGGAGUUUGAUCCUAAGUGGCUCAGAAGUUGAUGAACCAGGAUACUCAUCCUCAUUUGACUCUACUUGGGAUACAGGCUAUCUAGACAUUCUGGACAGCAAAAGCUCUGCUUGCCCGUCAAGUACACCAACAGCACCAAAAAGAAUUCACAGCCCACAACUGGACAUCUCAGUCCAUCACCCUCCAGAAGGUGAGGCCACUACAAAUCAAAGCCCAGGGUUGGAAAGGUCAGUUAAUCAAGACUCAAGACUAGAGAGCAGCAUUACAACACAGCCAGUCAGUGUCACUCCAAAAUCUGUGAACAUGUCUCCACCCGCUGUAGCUCUCACCAAUGGGGGAUCAGUAGCUGUUAGUCGGGCGAGUGUAUUCCUAAGUGUGCCCACUCAAGCACCUCUUUCAGAACAAAAUGGACACCACGCAAAUCCCAACACAACCCCAAAUAUGGAUUCAGACCAUAAUCUCGUGACCAUUCAGAGUUCUAAUCCAGGGAAUGUGUUGAACCGUACUGCACGUCCCUUCACUCAAAGCACUGGCACUUCUCAAGCAUCUGUAACCUCUGUCAUGUUUCACCCUCCUCAGCCAAAGUCCGCUGUACCCACAGUAACAAAACCAAUGGCAGCCAAUGCCUCAGUGACCAUCUCCCCAACUCACCACCUAUUAGGCCCAGAUGCAAAGAGAGCUGUGUCCAGUACCUCUCUUUACAUCCCUCCAAGAAACAGUAACAACUCAUCUGUUCUCACUACCCCGUCUACUCUUUCACCUCCUACCCCUUUGUCUUCUGCACAUCUUUCCAAACCUCAGAAACUUUCUCCUCAGACCUCAGUGCAUGCUUCCCCCUUCUCUCCUUCAUCUACUCCAUUCUCUCCCUCCACUCCUCAAGGUUCACCAGCUUGUCCAUCAUCUGCUCAGCCUUUUUCUUCUUCAGCACCACAGACUCAAACAUUUCCGUCUUUUCCUGGAUCUACCUAUCCACCUCCAACUGGCACGUUUACUCCUAAUAUGCCAUCAUCACAGCCUCCUACUCUGACCAAGGUCUCUAUCCAUGCCCAGCCCACUGCUCCCUCUUCUAUCCCACUAACUCCAGAGCAUCUAUCUCCAUCUGUCCAUCCUUGCAUCAACACAGCAAGCGCUGUGACUUCAGGAACCGAUGCCACUAUAGCAACCGCACCAUCUUUUCAAGCCUCUGCUACUGAUUCAGUGGCAACACGGGAGCAGCGGAUCUCAGUCCCUGCUGCUCGCACUGGAAUCCUGCAUGAUGCCCGUAGACGUGGUAACAAGAAGCCAAUGUUCAGCUCUGUGCAGAACAGGGAUGUUUCCCCAAACCCACAUUUGCUGACCAUGGUUCAGAACAUGGAUGACCACUUUGGAAGAAGUCCAAAUGCUAUUGGGCUUCAAGAAACUGGAGCUGGACCCUCUGCAGAAGCUGGGCAUGAGUACGGACCUGAUGAGGACUGGCUGAGACUGGGGGCUGAGGCCUGUAACUUCAUGCAGGCUCAGCGGGGAUCCAAACCACCUUCUAUAGCUCCCAAACCACAGGCCCCGCAGGUGCCACAGCUGGCUGGGAAGGGAGGCCAGCUGUUUGCCCGCAGGCAGAACAGAAUGGAUCGUUACAUAGUAGAGCGAUCGCCUUCUGUUGCUGCAGCGCCAUACUCACCGGCCCAGACAAGGGAGCCCUCACCUACACCUUCCCUUCCUGCCACCUGGAAGUACUCACCUAACAUCCGUGCUCCACCUCCUAUCAGCUAUAACCCACUUCUUUCACCCUCUUGCCCUCCUAAGGCCCAGAAGAAGGCUGAGGUGAUAGUGUUUAAACCAGGUGGAUCUAAACCAGGAAGACAUAAAGCAGGAGUCAAACCUGUGGACAUUUCAGGCCACCAGCCUUACCAGCUCAACUCUUCAUUGUUCACCUAUGGGGGCGGGGCUCCACAGCACGCCACUCCCAAUCAGCAGCACCAACAAAUGACAGGUACUUCUCAAAAGCCAAUGAAGACAGCACGAGUCCAUGAGGUGAAGCGCUUCUCCACUCCUCCUCCGACAGCCACAGGACCUGCGCUCAAAGUUAUCGCACCGCGAUCGGCCACCACAUUAGGAGAACCACUGUGGCAAUCUAAUAUUUCAUCUCCGCCACCCACAACUGCUUUCGCUGCCUACCAGCCCUACCAGCUCGAACCCCAAAUGGCUCAUUGCCCUCCGCAGCCUCAGUGGGCCUCCUCCUCGUUGUCUCCCCCACUGCCCCCUGCUCCUAAUGCACCUCUCCCUCAACUCCCCACCUUCUCCUCUACAUCUGCACCAAAUCCAGACCAGUCCCCUUCAUUCUCCCACCUGCAGCACCCCAAUACUGCGCAGGCUAACAGGCAGUUUAAGAGUGCACCAGAUUUGAGUCCUUUCAGCCCCACCGAUGCUUCCAGGCUGGCAUCCGUCAGCAUUCAACCUACCCGGGUCCCCAGACCUCGGUUCAGUACCUCCAACAUGGGUCUGCAGCCUUGUGUCUGGCGCCCUGGAGCUUCUACGCACUGAAUGGCUAAAAGUCUGGAUGUAUUAAGGUCAGGCUUUACGGGAACAUAGAGCAGCCUUUUUAAAUAGGCACACGUGUUUUCAGUGUUUGCAAUAUUCAGUCAGUUUUUACCAGCCAUAAUGUUUCACCACAAGAUUAAGUUUGGCAGCUACCUACGUUUUUAAUCACUUCCCAGUAAUCUUGUUGACUUGUGCUCAUUUGUCCAACACAUUUGGUUAUAAUUAAAAGGAUUGUCGUGUUCUGCAAAAGGAAGUGCAGUUUGGAAAAAAAACUGAAGGAAAAGUGAGGACAGAAGUGUUGAUGAUGAAUAAGACUGAAAAUGGAUGGAAACUGAAGUGAAACUGUUAUGAAUAAAGUGGUAGAAGAAGAGAAAUGUGAGAGUGACCAGGCCACGUGAGAGCGAUAUGGAAAAGAUGAAAAAGAGUGUUUUACUAAGGAGGGUAUCCUGUCUGUUAUGUGGACUGUAAUCAAGGAUUUGUUGUUGAUUAUUCAGUGUGUCUUUUUGUGGAGUUGCACUCUGCACACUGUAGUUGUGUGUUUUCUUUCUUUUUGUUGGAGUUUUUCAUCAUGUUUAUGUUUGUAGAAGGGAUGGCCUACAUGAAAUUUAAGAUGUAUAAUAUGUCUAACUGUGAUUCUUCUCCACAGAGGCAUUUGGCUGAAUAAAAAUAGACAUGACUCAUCUCA